Hordeum vulgare subsp. vulgare (domesticated barley) is the source of this 360-nucleotide messenger RNA. Its product is annotated as histone H4-like. Gene Ontology annotation, biological process: nucleosome assembly. The transcript is spliced from 2 exons. The coding region runs from base 1 to 360 and encodes 119 amino acids. Lineage: Eukaryota; Viridiplantae; Streptophyta; Magnoliopsida; Poales; Poaceae. The record is from RefSeq and is a predicted model, not a curated record. Gene Ontology annotation, molecular function: protein heterodimerization activity; structural constituent of chromatin; DNA binding.
AUGCCGGGCCGCGGCAAGGGAGGAAAGGGGCUGGGCAAGGGCGACGCGAAGCGCCACCGUAAGGUGUUGCGAGACAACAUCCAGGGCAUCACCAAGCCGGCCAUCCGGCGGCUGGCGCACAGGGGCGGCUUGAAGCGCAUCUCCGGGCUCAUCUACGAGGAGACCCGCGGCGUUCUCAAGAUCUUCCUCGAGAACAUCAUCCGUGACGCCAUCACCUACACCGAGCACGCCCGCCGCAAGACCGUCACCGCCAUGGACGUCGUCUACACCGAGCACGCCCGCCGCAAGACCGUCACCGCCAUGGACGUCGUCCACGCGCUCAAGCGGCAGGGAUGCACCCUCUACGGAUUCGGCGGCUAG